Cyclocybe aegerita is the source of this 621-nucleotide messenger RNA. NCBI's taxonomy places the organism in Eukaryota, Fungi, Basidiomycota, Agaricomycetes, Agaricales, Hemipholiotaceae. The record is from the annotation of a GenBank genome assembly.
AUGUCCUCUGCCCCCAUCAAGAAAGGUUUCGCUACGAUUUCUCAACUAGAACCCAUAAGUCUCUCUCCAAAGACUCGCGCACGCUACAAGAACACCGUCACCGAGUACUAUAGCACUGCCGCCGUCAUACACAUGAACGCCGCGGGAACGAUCCGCAGCAAAGCCAGAUAUUGCUUGUUAUCUCUUCAUGUAUGCGCCGCUUCUCACCGUUUUCAGAGCACUCUCAACCGGGUUGCAGAGAUCCUCGAAGGUUAUGAUGAGCCCCUGCCCACUUCCGAGGGGAUCGAGCCUAUUACCUGUCCGCCGACCGGCGCGAUGCACGACCGAGAGCAGCAGGCUUUCGUGCGUCUUCUCUGCGUACCUCCCCAGGCGGACGAUAAUGUCACAGUCGCCAACGUUCUCGUCGACGGAUCUUACUCUGGCAUCUAUACUACCGCCCUGGAGAUCGAUGCCAACGACGACUCGACAGAGCGCCUCCACGUUCGCGAGAAGUUUAUGUCCAACACCGUCACCACCAAUACUAUCCAUGCAUAUAUGCACUCCUUCAUCUGCACUAUCAAUGCCCUUCUCUUUGCUACCAAGUGGAACAAGCUCUCCAACGAACCCAGAGGAUGGCCCUAG